AUGACGUCCAUCAAGAACAUGGUUCUUGGAGCUGUCCUCCUCUGGGCACAGCUGAUUGCCGCCUUUCCCACUCCCAUCGGCGGCGACGGCGGCCUCUUGAGCCUCCUCGGCCUUGGCUCCAGCCGGAACGGCGACAAGAAUGCUUCGCCCACUCCAGCAAAGAGCAAUGUCAAAGCUAAAUCAAGGAUCGUCCCCAACAGCUACAUCGUUGUCUACAAGAAUACCACCAGCGCCGCGGAUGUCAAGGCCAUGACGGCCUCCGUCUCUUCCCAACUCAAGAAGCGCAACCUGAACAAACGUGGAUUCGAAGGCCAGCCACUUUCGACCAACGUCCGGUCCUUCCAGAUAAACAACUGGCAUGCCAUGAAUUUCGAAGCCGAGGAAUCCAUGGCGUUGGAGGUUGGCGAGUAUGACGGGGUGGAUUAUGUCGAGAACAACACGUGGUUUUCGACACAGGAGCUUGUUGAACAAACAAAUGCCCCUGUUGGAUUGCAGCGAUUGUCAGAAGCGGCUCCCGUAGGCGAGCAAGCAAAAAAAGGAUCUUACGUGUACGACUCAUCUGCGGGCAACGGCACUACUGCCUACGUGGUUGACUCUGGCUGUCGAACCACCCACCGGGAUUUUCAAGGGCGUGCUACUACGAUUGCCAACUUUGUUAAAGGCGAGAGAGCAACCGACGCCAACGGCCACGGCACCCACGUCGCCUGCACUAUUGCUGGCGCGAGGUUUGGUGUUGCUAAAUUGGCCACGGUCAAGUGCGUCAAGGUCAUGAAUGCCAAGGGCCAAGGAACAAAUGCGGACAUUAUCGCAGGCUUGCAGAGUGUUGUUGAAGACGUGAAUAAGACCAAACCCCAGGCGGCAACUAUGAACAUGUCCUUGGGUGGAGGCCGGUCAAAGGCCUUGGACAUGGCCAUAAACAAUGUCUUCAAAGCCGGUGUUCUUCCUGUGCAAAACGCAAAAAACGUAUCGCCAGCCGCUGCCCCCAACGCCGUCACCGUUGGCGCCGUAAAUGCCACCACGGAUCAAAAGGCUGGCUUCUCAAACUUUGGCCCGAGUGUCGAUAUCAAUGCCCCUGGUGUGGAUGUUCAGUCUUGUGGCAUCGAGUCUGACAGUGAUGUGUCGACUAAGAGCGGGACCAGCAUGGCCUCUCCCCAUGUUGCCGGCCUUGCCAACUAUUUGAUGCGGUUGGAGAAUGUCAGCGACCCCGCCAAAGUAACCGCCCUGCUGAAGAACCUCUCCAAGGACACGGAUGCUACGGUGGAGGGCGGCCGAAGAGACACAACGCCCCUGAUUGCCAACAACGGAAACCAAAAAGAUAAGAAUACGUUCCUGGAUGAGAAUGGCCCGGUCAAGGGGGGUACACAGGGAAACGGCGCCGCCUCGAAUUAA
Messenger RNA from Metarhizium brunneum ARSEF 3297, 1389 nucleotides. The record is from RefSeq and is a predicted model, not a curated record. Lineage: Eukaryota; Fungi; Ascomycota; Sordariomycetes; Hypocreales; Clavicipitaceae.